Molecule: messenger RNA, 4642 nt
Organism: Hydractinia symbiolongicarpus
Lineage: Eukaryota; Metazoa; Cnidaria; Hydrozoa; Anthoathecata; Hydractiniidae
Product: serine/threonine-protein kinase 31-like
Exons: 30
Coding region: 211-3666 (1151 amino acids)
Biological process (GO): protein phosphorylation; spermatogenesis
Molecular function (GO): ATP binding; RNA binding; protein kinase activity
Source: RefSeq, a predicted model, not a curated record
ACUUUCUUACCGUUCUCGUAGAGCACGUGGUUGACCAGGAACGCUUUUCUUAGUGACUCAACAUUUCCAGACUAUGACAUCUGCUGGGACUUUCGAUGUUUAUGUGGCAAACAUACCAUUUGGCUAUAAUGAGCACACUGUGUAUUUUUAUGCACCUCAUGACAAAGGACUACCAACAAGGACGCAAGUAUCAUGACAGACUAGUGACAAAUGACCCAUGACAAAAGACUCCGCACCAUAGCCACAACAUAUCUUAUACAAUCAGUUAUCUGGUACAUUAUUAUGGAACAAAUACGAGAAAUCUUUGAUGUGGCUGGUGAAAUUUCAGGUGUCAAGAUUGUUCCACCAAAGGACGAUGGUAAAGGAAAAAUAGCUUUUGUAAAGUUUGUAAAUGAAGAAGAUGCUAAAUGUGCUGCUCAAUACAUGAGUAACCACCAGCUAGAUGAUAAAACGCAUCUUACUGUGAGAUACAAUGCGACGGUUCAAACAGAGAAAACAGUGGAGGCAAUAUCAAAUGGUAAUCACGUGAAUGGAGUUAGCCAAGCAAAAUCACCAAAUAAAACAGUUAAAUAUCAGGUGGAUGAAAUGUUUCCAGUUUAUGUUGUACAUGUAGAAUCUCCUAUCCAGUUUUGGGCGCAGAAAUUUACUCUAACACAUGCGGCAGAGAUACAAGAGAUAACCGAACAAAUGGAGAAGCAGUGCCCAGCUCAACCGAAAGUUGUGGGGCAGCUUUCUACUCAACAAAUAUAUGGUUGUAAGUUUAGUGAAGAUGGUUUGUGGUAUCGAUGUUGUGUAGAACGCUGUUUAACUAAAAAUAUGGUUCAUGUACGUUAUAUUGAUUAUGGAAAUUCCGAAACAGUUGAGAGGUUUGGUCUGGUUUCUCUUCCAUUGAAUCUAACAACAAAACCGCCCUCUGCGUCAUGUUUUCGCUUGGAUGGGCUCGAGCUUACAGUCUCAGACGAAAACUCUGAAUUGUUCAAGAAAGGUGUUCAAACAGUAACAGAGUUGAUUCAUGACCAAACUAUUGAAGUAAAAGUUGUAAGAACAGAAAACACUGUCAACGUAACCAAAGUGUGUAGAAUUCAAAAUGGCUCUCUGUUGGACCUUGCUACAAAACUUAUUGCUAAUGGAUGUGCUAAAGUUAAAAUUGAUAAACCUGCACCUUUUUCCAUGCCACCAAAAUCAAAUCAGAGAAUAAGAUCACCUUUUAGUAUUGCAACUGCAGCCUUAUCAAGAACCGUGGAAACAACAGCACAGCAGAAUGGUCAAAACUCUGUACACAAUGAAAAGGUUGCAUUGUUAGAGAAACAAAUUUCAGAAAAGGAUGCAGUUAUUGCAUCACUGGAAAGUAAAUAUAACCUAAAAAGUUCAGAAUGUGCAAAAAACUUAGAAACAGCAGUCUCCUUGAAGUUUAACAACCUGUUAAAAAAAGUGAUAGAACUACGUCAAAUUCGCAAAUCUGUUCCAUCAGGAAUAAAUAUUUUUCCUGAGGAGUUACAAGCGCAAGUAGACUUGUUUUUAAAUAAUGACGACGUGAUAAAACUAAGAACAAUGAAACAAUAUCAGAAUAUUGUGGCUAGUGAGAAAAAUCUGGCUGAACAACAAUUAUUAAUUACAUCAUGCACAGAAAAAGAUAACCUGCCUGACUUAAUUGAGGAUCGUGACAAGGUUAUGAAGAAAUUGAUUAGAGAUAUUAAGAAUUUCCUGAAACACAUUGCGCUUCUUCCACUGGACACACGUGCAACAGAGUUAGAGGAUGCCUUAAACAAUUUGAAAAUGCAAUAUACAGAUUUGAUCAGUGGUGAACAGCAAAGCUUUGCUUCUGAUACAAAGACAGAAUCAUCAUUAGAAAUAGCAAUUAAUGCAUAUGAGCUAAUUAAAUCUAACCAGUCUUCAUCAAUCAAGGCACUGCAAAAAACUGCAAACGAAAGAAGUUCAAAGUUAUUCAAAAUAUUAAGCGAAGUACAGCGAGAAUGCCACUGCGUCAUCCAAGACACCAAUGGCUCAAUUGAAUCUGACAUCGACAUAUUGAUAAAAGAGUACGAAGAGGCGAUGUCUGAAGAGAUUAAAAGCAUUCAGGAAAUUGGACAAGAGGGUGAAGAUGCUAUCUCUCUUAAAGAUGUUAUCAGGGAGUUAAAGAAAUCUCUGGAUGCUGAAAUAGCAGACAUAAACUUAAUCAGGGGUACUUUGGUUUUGCAGUAUUCUGAUAUAAAGGAAAAAUAUGAACUAUUGUUGCAAAACAAACCUGAUGUAAAUGCAGUUGUGCAAGCUCGAAAACAAAUCAAAGCGUUGAAGUCAAAAUUUCGUCACAAACUUGCUGACAUCACAGACAUGGAAGAGGAUUCGGAUGAGAACGACAAAGAAGAGUUAAAUGAGCUUGAAGAAGAUUUGAAUGAAAUUCGUCUUAAAUUACAUGCUAGUUUCAUUGAAGAACUUGAAGAAAUGAAAAUUUUGUGCGACAAGUGCAAAGUAAAUUUUCCAGAAUUAAGCAUUCAACAUCCGGAAAUCGGAUUAGAUGCUUUCCAGGCUUCCAAUUAUCUUUUACAAAAUAGUCGGUCAAUUGAGCAUUACUCCCACAAUGCAUUGCCAGUCAUUGUACAGAAGAAGAAACAAACAACAUAUAAGGCAAUGUUUAAUGGAAGGCCAUGCAUAUUAAAGGAGAUCACAUUGGAUGGUAAAAAAUUAGUGUUGGAUGAUGUCUUGGCACAUAUUGUCCAAUUCUCGAAAGAUAGACUUGCUGACUAUGACGUAGAUAUCAGCUGUGUAUUCACCAACAAGAAUGAACGAAAGCUGUACAUACAUCAAGAUUUUAUGGAAGAUGGUAACAUUUUAGAGUUUAUUACGGAAAAGAACCCUUCAGAGAAGGUUGUUUGUGAAUUACUUAUUGAUGUGUUGACUGCAUUGGAUAAAAAAGAAUCGCCAUACUCUGCAUUGAAACCUCAGAACGUACUAAUCAAAAGAUUGUCCACUGGCGCAUUUCGAGCUGUUCUUGCUGAACCUCAUUUUACAGAUAGUCAGGUGAAACAAUUAGAAGGAUGCUUGUAUCUCCACAAAACUAUUCCUGGCUAUCCUGUGCUAGAUAUGUUUCAAGAGCAGCCAUCAAAACAAGCAGACAUGGUGUGCUUUGGUGGCAUGUUACUGUGGGUGCUGAAUCACAAUAGCUCGUUUUCCAAAAAUGUCCACAGCGAUAUAGAACUCGUAGUGCAGGAUACACUGUUGAAGGACUUGUUGCGUCAACUGCUGAACCCUACAGUGGCUGAACGCAUUACAGCGGGGCAAGCAUUGGCUCACAACUACUUUAAAGAGAUUCUUAGGAAACCAGAAAUUUUGUCAAAUAGUAUGUUAGAAACAGUAAAAGAAGAGGAGGAGGUAACUGAUGUGGAAUCAGAUAUUAAGGAAGAAGAGAGUCUUGUUUCUGAAAUUGAUAGUCAUGUUGAAAGUGAAAAAGAUGACAAUUCUGUCGAUGAGCUGAACAAUAACAAAGUGAAAACUGAAGCUGAGGAAGAAACUGAAACAUUGCAGAAUGAAGAAGAAUCACAGAUGGCUAUUGAUGGUUGGAAUCAGGCUUUGCUAGAGAAAGCUAAGAGAAAGAGCCGUUUAGCUGCUGUCUUGGAGCAGAAGCCACAAGAUGUAUCGAUCAGUGAUGACGAUGAUGAUGAUUUUUAAACGUGGUGUAUACUUUUGAGUUUUAUUGCACUUGUCUGUUAUAACAUUUUACUCGAUGUCGGCUGUGUCUCGAUGAGUACAGUUACAUGGCUUUGUUUUAUGUGUAAAAGUGUUCCUUAAAAGUUCUUUUGCUAGGCGUAUUUAUGAUAUUUAUUCAUAGAGUUUUGUGUAAUUUUUAUAAGAAAAGUUUUGUUAUUUCGAUGAGAAGGAAUGAAGAUGGAAGUUUCUUAUUUCUUUCGAGGUUACCAUUCUUAAAUUGUAAGUUCUUCCCGUUUAUUUGCGCAAAGGUUUGUUUUCAGUUGAUCUAUGUUUGUUGUUUUUUCAGAUAAAAAUAUAUUUACAAGAUUUUUAAACUUUAAAGAGAGUUAUAUAUUUAUGAAAGCUUGUUAUUAAAAAAAAGAGAAAAAACAUUUUUUAGAAAUAGUAUAGUAUGGUAUUUUUUUAAAACUAUAGUGUCAAAAGUAACAACUACACGGGCUGUGUUCUUACUAGGUCUUCGAUUCUUGUAUAAUCAGUGACACCUUGUUUUAGAUUUUCUCAAUCAGCCUUAGAGCCCUCCCAAAAUGAAAAUUGUGAUUUUGUAUUUUCAUAGUUGUUCCUUUCGACAUAACUAAAAGAUACGACAUAAUUCACGUAUGACGUGACUUUAGCACAUAUUUGAUAACUUAGUUUCAGGUCAAACUUUGCAAAAAAAAGUGUUUAUAUUUGUUACGUUUUCUUUUUUAUUUCUUUUGUACCAGUUUUCUGAAAAAAGCAAAUAUUUUUGAACGUUAAAAAUGUUAUGGUAUUUUUUUAACCGAAUCAUUUAAAAAAAUAACUCGCAACUGAUAAAGUCGAUAGUUUAAAUACAAGAUGACGGCGAUACGAGGACGGCAGCCGUCGUCUUACUCAGAAAAAAAGUGAAAGCGCGCUUGAGCUAAUUUAAACAAACAUUUUAUGCAUGUUACGAAUAAGUUCUUAGAUAAGUAGUAGAUGU